Molecule: messenger RNA, 1800 nt
Organism: Fusarium pseudograminearum CS3096
Lineage: Eukaryota; Fungi; Ascomycota; Sordariomycetes; Hypocreales; Nectriaceae
Exons: 3
Coding region: 1-1800 (599 amino acids)
Biological process (GO): transsulfuration
Molecular function (GO): cystathionine gamma-synthase activity; pyridoxal phosphate binding
Source: RefSeq, a predicted model, not a curated record
AUGCCGGUGAUUGGCCUGGGCGAGUCCAUCCCUUCUGAUACAGCACAUGCUGUCAGUGUCUCUCUUCCAACUUGGAAAGCCAAUGUUGGAUACGAAGAGGGUGAAGAUUGGGUUGUGAACCGUAUGACUACAGGUUACCCUCGAGGCAUUCAGGCUUUUGCCAAAGAAAUCGUGGAUCGUUAUGGCAGUCCUGGCCAGCAAGCCAUGCUCUUUCCUACACCGCGAGUAGCGAAGCGGUGUCUGGAUUUUCUAGUCCAACGGAUCUCUCCUGAGCUGGCGAGUCAAGUCCGCAUCUUCGACUUUGCUCUUGACAAGUCAAAGGAGCUCUCUCCUGUAUUGAAGAAACUCACCUCCACCAUCUCUGCUGUGCUUUACCCCUCUGAUGUAUUUCCUAUUGCAAAACAGUACUGGCAACAUACUGGAGAGGGUACCUCUAGCAGGCGUGCUGAGUUUUGUCAUGGUCUCUUCAAGGAUGACCUUCUUAUCCCAGGUGUCCGCACGCGGACCCCUCCCGAGGUUGUUCAAAGCAGGCCCUUCCGUGGCCCAAGACGCUACACUCGCCCUGGCUCAAUCGAUGGUGCGUCUUCUCCAAUACCUACGGCACCUAAACGAACUUCCCCAGAUAAUCCAGUGGAGUCUAUUGAGAGUUCGACGUUCCUCGAGGAACGUUUUGGUAGAAACCUUGACCUGUCCAUGGUUGAGCGUGCCAAGUCUGCGAUUCGUAGACGUAUUGCGGGUGCUAUGGCUCACGAGGUAGACAUGAACAACGGUCCGCUACCAGCCAUGACAUCCAACACUCGCGGCAUACCCAGCCUCGAAGAGACCGACGUCUACCUUUACCCUGCUGGCAUGAACGCCAUCUUUAAUGCCCACCGUGCGCUUCUCCAUGCAAGGGUGCCGGCCGAGAGCAUUAAUUUUGGUUUCCCUUACGUCGACACGCUCAAAAUUCUCCAGAAGUUUGGUCCUGGCUGUCUCUUCUACGGCCAUGCAUCGCCUGAAGACCUUGAUGAUCUGGAGGCACGAUUGAAAAAGGGCGAGCGGUACCUAGGCCUCUUCUGCGAGUUCCCUGGAAACCCCCUCUUGACAUGUCCUGACCUUACCCGUAUCCGCAAACUUGCCGAUGAGUACGAUUUUGCUAUCGUAAUUGACGAAACAAUAGGCACCUUUGCCAACAUCAACGUCCUCCCCGUUGCAGACAUUGUUGUCAGCAGCUUGACCAAGAUUUUCUCCGGCGAUUCCAACGUUAUGGGCGGGGGUCUUGUCCUCAACCCUGACAGCAAGUACUAUCGAGCGCUCAAGGCAGCCAUGGAGGAAAUCUACGAGGAUAAUUACUGGCCUGAAGAUGUUGUCUUCAUGGAAAGGAACAGCCGCGAUUAUGAAUCCCGCGUGGUACGCAUCAACGCGAACUCCGAUGCCAUUUGUGAGGUGCUACGGAAUCAUCACCUUGUAAAGCGGAUAUACUACCCCAAAUCCAAUGAUUCCAGGGAGCACUAUGAAAAGUUCCGGCUCCCCGAUGGAGGAUAUGGCGGUCUACUAUCUGUUGUGUUUCGACACAAGGAGUACGCCCAGGCGUUCUUCGACGCCUUGCCUCUGGCCAAGGGGCCGAGUUUAGGAACCAACUUCACACUGGUGUCUCCAUAUGUUCUCCUGGCACAUUAUCAAGAGCUAGAAUGGGCCGAGUCAUUUGGCGUCGACCCGUAUCUCAUCCGUGUCAGCGUUGGAUUAGAAGACACUACUGAGCUUGGUGACAUAUUCACAGACGCCUUGAAGGCAGCCGAAGCCGUGACAGUUACAGGCUGA